AUGACAUCGUUUGUUCAAAUCAUUUUGAAACCUUUUAGAAAAAUUUGGCAUAUCGCUUACAAUAAAUGGUUUAAAUUCAAAAUAGAAAUUAAAUCACUUUUUUACAAUAAUUUUUUAGAUAUAAAUUAUGUUGGAGAUAUAUUUAUGGAACCGAUGUUUUGGUUCGUUGAUAACUUUACCAAAAUGCUGGGACCGUUUUUCAUAGCAGCAGUUAGUUGUUUAACUACUUGCAUUGUAUUAAUUUGUUAUGUGAUAGGGCUACCUUAUUGGUGGAAAAAAAGUCCUAUUACAACAAUAUUUUUAUUAAUAUUUGGAAAUUGGUUGCUUUUAAAUAUAGCAUUUCAUUAUUUUAUGGGAUGUUAUGUUUCACCAGGCUUACCUCCUAAAAGUGCACUCAUACCUGUUGCCGUUAGUAUUUGUAAAAAAUGCAUAGCACCAAAACCACCUAGAACCCAUCACUGCUCAGUAUGUAAUAAAUGCAUUCUUAAAAUGGAUCAUCAUUGUCCAUGGCUAAAUAAUUGUGUCGGAUUUUAUAAUCACAGACAUUUUUUUUUAUAUACAGUUUAUAUGACUGCAGGAGUUUUGUUUUUAAUAAUUUUCGGAGUGGAAAUUGCUUACUACUCUGUUUACUUAGAAAAAUCUUUAGACAAAUGUUUUGAUCCGGAAGAAGAAGAAGAAGAAGAAUUGAUUGGUCAUCCUGUAAAAUUUAAUAACACAGUAAUGAUUCCAGUAAUUGACCAUGAUGCUAAAAUUUGGGAUAUGAAAAAAAUAGAAAAAAAUUGUAUAAUAUUUACCGCCCUUAUUUGCUUAGGUGUAUUAAUAGCAUUAGGAUCUCUAUCAAUUUGGCAUGGUAGACUUAUAUCAAGGGGGGAAACGAGUAUCGAAGGAAAUAUUAAUAAGACUGAAACUAUUAGAUAUGCUAAACAAAAUAAAAUUUAUGUAAAUCCAUAUGAUUUCGGUUGGAAAACUAAUUGGAAAUUAUUUUUGGGUUUAAAUGAAGGUAGAACAUGGUUUCAUGUUCUUUUUCCUUCGACUCACAAACCUAUAGGAAAUGGUAUUAUGUGGGAUACAAUUUUUUCAGAAUAUAAUGAUAGUUUUUUAAAAGAAAUCGAAUACAAAGAAUUUAAGGUUGAGAAAAAAAUUUUCUAA
Molecule: messenger RNA, 1149 nt
Organism: Pediculus humanus corporis (human body louse)
Lineage: Eukaryota; Metazoa; Arthropoda; Insecta; Psocodea; Pediculidae
Product: zinc finger protein DHHC domain containing protein, putative
Exons: 4
Coding region: 1-1149 (382 amino acids)
Biological process (GO): protein palmitoylation
Cellular component (GO): Golgi apparatus
Molecular function (GO): palmitoyltransferase activity
Source: RefSeq, a predicted model, not a curated record